Huiozyma naganishii CBS 8797 is the source of this 1821-nucleotide messenger RNA. It is a transcript of the gene IME4, whose product is annotated as mRNA (N6-adenosine)-methyltransferase. The record is from RefSeq and is a predicted model, not a curated record. Gene Ontology annotation, molecular function: mRNA m(6)A methyltransferase activity. The coding region runs from base 1 to 1821 and encodes 606 amino acids. Gene Ontology annotation, cellular component: RNA N6-methyladenosine methyltransferase complex; nucleus. The transcript has a single exon. Lineage: Eukaryota; Fungi; Ascomycota; Saccharomycetes; Saccharomycetales; Saccharomycetaceae.
AUGACUGUUACACUCUCUGGUGAUCUGGAAGUAGCGUCACAGUCAGUCUCUUGUGCCACCUGUCACUGCAAAAAUGUAUUGCGAAGUGAUAACGAGAAGAACCGGAAGAGAUCUAACACGGUGAAAGGUGAAAGAGAGGUCCAGGGACACGGAGAGAGCGGCGUUGACACAGCGGUGACGAUGGUGGGACCAGUAGACGCGGAUGUUGACGUGGUGCGGUUUUUGGGCGAGAACAGCGCGCUGUUGCUUGCUAAACCGUUGGACGGGCGGCUCAGGGACGUGCACUCGCUGUACGUGAUGAACAAGCAGAAGCUGCCCGCGCCGUUUGACGAGUUUCUCGAGUGUGUCAGGACGAUCUCGCAGGUAUCUGGCGAUGCGGUGGUGCUGGUGGAGACCAGGGAGUUGCAGGGGACCGAGUGGGUCAUUGAGUUCAUCGAUACGUUUGCACUGCAGAUCCUGGAGGGCCAGCUGCUGCAGGACAGUGGCCGUGGCGCUAGAGUUGAUUGUCAUGAUGAUACUGUUGAUGCCUCCGAUGAUGAUGAUGCUGAAACGCUGUUUGACGAGCAAACGCCGUUGCUGGACAGGCUCAUGGACGCAUUGGACUUCGAUAAGGAUGCGAGGGCCGCCGACGAAUAUACUGCGCCGUUGGUGAAGGUACUGUCCGCGAAGUUGGACCACAUCCUGCAGAGUGAACCCGUGAGUUUCCAACUGGCGAGGGAGCGUGCCAAGUACACAACGCGGUUUGAGGAGUACAUCUCCGUGUGUGGUGAUCCCGAGCACGCGCGGUUGCUAACGGGUCUCGCGUACAUUGUCAACAACAAGGUGGUCUCCAUGCAGUGGUCGAAACUGACCAAAGCGGAACAGCACAACCCUCAGUUCGUGCAGUGUUUGGAGACGCACAUACACUUCAUCCCGAACUUAAAACCGCAGACGGACGUCACGCUCGGAGACUGUUCUUACUUGGACACAUGCCAUAAGCUGAACUCUUGUAGGUAUCUCCAUUACCUGCAGUACAUCCCGGAGUCAGCUUUGCAAUUGGCCAGCGAACGGGCCGCAGCAAAUACCUCUGCGGCGGUUCCUCCCCUGUACACGCACGGGUACUGCUGCUCCGUCCAAUGCAAGGAACCGUUACCCCCGCAAUGGAUCCAAUGCGACGUGCGGAAGUUUGACUUCAGCGUGCUGGGCAAAUUCUCUGUCGUCGUUGCUGACCCAGCGUGGAAUAUCCACAUGAACUUGCCCUACGGUACCUGCAACGAUGUCGAGCUUCUCGAGUUGCCCCUCGACCAACUGCAGGACGAAGGUGUGCUUUUUCUGUGGGUCACAGGCCGUGCACUAGAGCUUGGGAAGGAGUCGCUCGCCAAAUGGGGGUACGAGGUCGUCAACGAGGUAUCCUGGAUCAAGACAAACCAGCUCGGGCGUACCAUUGUGACUGGCCGCACGGGCCACUGGCUAAACCACUCGAAGGAACACUUGCUCGUUGGCGUGAAGGCGCAUCCUCACUGGCUGAACCGGCACAUCGACAUCGACGUCAUUGUCUCGACCACGAGGGAGACCAGUCGCAAGCCGGACGAGCUGUACGGGAUCAUCGAGCGGCUCGUGGGCCCGCACGCGCGGAAACUGGAGAUCUUCGGUAGGGACCACAACAUCCGCCCCGGAUGGUUCACGAUUGGCAACCAAUUGACAGGAACUCGGAUCCAUGAGCUAGAUGUGAAAGAGAGGUACCGCGAGCAAGUCGCGGACCAGCCGCGGGACCCACGGGACCCACGGAGAGACCACAGGUGUGGUCGUCCAAGAGACCAUCGCCCCUUUGCAUCAAACUGA